AUGGGCUUAUCACAUCACCAUACUUUACGAUUCCUGAAGCAAUUGGCCUACGACGAGCAAGGGACUUAUCCUGAGGUAUCUGUGGUGCUACAGCAAGAUUUCUAUGUAGAUGAGGUAAUGACCGGACGAGAUGACAUUACUGCCACAAUCAAGCUACACCAGGAGCUGCUACACUUGCUCACCCGAGGUGGGUUUGAAUUACGUAAGUGGGCCACCAACUGUGAAGCAGUUUUAACGCACAUUCCUACAGCACUAAGAGCCACUCAACUAACGCUGAUCGACCACAUGGAUCCAUCAAUCAAAAUAUUGGGUAUAUCGUGGAAUGCUCAACGAGAUACGUUCUCAUUUCAUGUUGAAUCUUCCAAGAUCAUUAUACAACACCUGUGGAAGAACAAGUUUGAUUGGGACGACCCGCUGCCUGACACACUGAUCAAAUGGUGGUCGGAUCAUCGAUCUUCCUACAGUGCUCUUCGUUCCUUUGAAUUACCGCGGCAUUGCAAUGACGAACACACUCAGGUAACCACAUAUAGUCUGCACGGUUACAGUGACGGUUUGGAACAAGCUUAUGCUGCUGCUCUUUACCUAGUGUCAGUGUUUCCUGACGGCGAAUCAUCAUCACAUUCAGUUCUGUCUAAGACCAGAGUUGCACCUCUUAAGACCCAAUCAAUACCAAGGCUUGAGUUGUGUGGUGCUACGUUGUUAGCAUCCUUGACCAAACACCUAUUAGAGGCACUGUCAACAAUCAACAUUGAAUUAGUCAACCUGUGGACGGAUUUUACCAUCACCCUACAGUGGAUUCAGAGUGAUCCACACCGGUGGACCACAUUUGUAUCCAAUCGAGACAAUCCUGCGGACCUGGCCUCCAAGGGCCUGUCAGGUGAUCAACUCAUUACGAAUGCCUUGUGGUGGCAUGGUCCACCAUGGCUAUUACCCCCCAAUCCAUGGCCACAGUCUACGUUUGAAUGUGAGGAUCCUAAUCAAACUCUCCAAGAGGAAUGUAAGCCACAGGUAACACAUGUGACCACAGAAGCUGACGCGUUGAACUCCAACUUUCUAGCUAAGUAUUCGGAUUUGAGUAAGUUAUUGCACGUCACUUGUUACAUUUUACAUUUCUAUCACAACUGGCAAAAACCUGUAGCUCUUCGUUUAACUGGAUUACCAACUUUGUGUGAAUGGCGAUCAGCCAACUUAAAAUGGAUCCGGUUAAUACAACGCGUUGGUGGUCGUUUCACUCAGCCCAGUUUACCUUAUGACAUGAGGCAUCCAAUUCUCUUACCAAAGGCACAUCUGUAUACAACUAUGGUAAUACGCUCCAUCCACCUUCUCCACCAGCAUGCUGGUCUCAAUGUCACUAUGUCUCUGGUGUGGCAGAAGUAUUGGGUUGUACACGGGCGCAGCAUCAUCGGAAAGGUUUUUCAUGAUUGUGUUAAGUGUUGCAGAUUUCGACAAGUCAAAACCCACCAACUCAUGGCUGACUUACCGGCUUUUAGAGUUAAUUAUGCACUAGUGUUCAGCCAUUGUGGAGUUGAUUUUGCCGGACCUUUCAGUACUAAACCCUCAGUUGGACGUUCAAGAAUUAUGUACAAAACAUAUUUAGCUCUCUUCAUUUGCCUGACCACCAAGGCUGUACACCUAGAAGUGACUUUUCAGCCGAUACCUUCAUCGCCACACUGA
This is a messenger RNA of Acyrthosiphon pisum (pea aphid), 1674 nucleotides long. RefSeq lists its product as uncharacterized. The transcript is spliced from 3 exons. Lineage: Eukaryota; Metazoa; Arthropoda; Insecta; Hemiptera; Aphididae. The coding region runs from base 1 to 1674 and encodes 557 amino acids. The record is from RefSeq and is a predicted model, not a curated record.